Messenger RNA from Bipolaris maydis ATCC 48331, 1653 nucleotides. RefSeq lists its product as uncharacterized. NCBI's taxonomy places the organism in Eukaryota, Fungi, Ascomycota, Dothideomycetes, Pleosporales, Pleosporaceae. The record is from RefSeq and is a predicted model, not a curated record. Gene Ontology annotation, molecular function: FAD binding.
AUGCACUGGAAAUUGCUCGUGUCUGCUCUCCUGGCUGUUCUCCCUGCUGCUCAUGCUAAAACAGCAUGGCAGCAAAGACGGUUCGAUGCUGCUGUUCCUUCAACAAAGAAUUCGACCUUUACCGCUGACAGCUUCAAGACCAAGAACGAUGCCCUCGCAGCUCUUGCGAGUGUAUUGGGUACAAGCUCUCCCGUAACGCGGUCAGGUGAUCUCUUAUAUGGCCAGUCCAUUGGCAGAAUAUGGACUGAUCAAAACAAAAUCUUUCCCGAUGCAAUCGUGUUCCCCUCGAGUGCUGAAGAUGUGAGCACCAUUAUACAAUUCUACUCUCAUGCAAAUACCCUCUGGAAGGACGGCUUCGCCAUAAUCGGAGGCGGCCACGGAGGCACGGGGGGUGCACAGUCUCCCAGCGUAGUCAUUGAUCUACGCCUCGUCAACACGACCGAAAUCAUUUCCAGCAAAUCCAAUGCUACAGAACCCCCUGUUCUGAAGAUUGGGGGUGGUGCCGAAGCCGGAUCUGUUUACACUGCGCUUGACGGCACAGGCUGGGCUUUUCUGGGGCCUCGCGCGGCAUCUAUUGGUGUCGGUGGCUUCUUGCUCGGAGGCGGAAUUGCGUUUCAGACGGGCAAGUAUGGUGUCGCUGUCGACAGCCUCCUGGGGAUUGAGGUUGUUCUUAUUGACGGCCGCAUCGUAUAUGCUAACCCCUACAACGAAUAUAAAGACCUUUUCUGGGCCGCUACAGGUGGAGGCUGGCUUGGCUUCGGCGUCAUCACAAACUUCUACAUCCAGGCUUACCCGGAUCCAGGCGCUGCGUACGUUGCAACCAUUGCCUGGGGCGAGGACAAGGCAGAGGAAGUCUUCAAGUUGACUACCGAGUUCUUCGAGACGAACACUGAUCCCGAAGCCUUCCCUGCGCUCUUGUAUUACUUCAAGGACCCUAAAGACAUUACUAGCCUGGUCCCCAUCGCAUCCCGCCAAUUUACCUUGCAGCUCAAUGCUGUCCACUUUGGCGGUGGAUGGGAGGCGCUAAACGCCAGCUAUUCCAAAUUCUACCCCAACGCGGACACACUGCAGCUGCAAAAGUUCACGAUCCUGGAGCUGGACCAGUACCUUCUUACCAACUACCCUUACGGAUACCACCGUGAGUUCUUUGGCAAAAGUCAUACCAACUCGACCGUGGACUUCUAUCGUAAUACGUUUUCCAUUUACAAGCAGACGGUUUUGGGUAUGAUGGAGCGAGGCGAGGAUCCAGGGCAUACUUUCUGGGUUGACGAAUACGUCUUCCCUGGAUGGAGCGGUACUGGCCCUGAGCAUGACAGUGAUACCGCAUGGCCGCACUCGACCAGCGCACACAUUACGCUGACGUCUGGCGAAUGGAGCUCCGACAACACGACGCAAUACAUGUACGACCGUGAACGGGACGGCAUGAUGGCGUAUCUGCGCGAGUUCCAGAAUGGGCUGGGCGGGGCACCGAUUUAUGACUAUCCUAACUACAUUACGCCGUACAGCAAACCCGCGGAAGUAUGGAGCGCAGACAACUUCCGCCGAUUGACGGCUAUUAAGGAGAAGUAUGACCCGGCGUGCCUGCUAAACAGGGGGCGUGUCCCGCCCACCUCGGCUUGCUUGAAGAAGGGUUUCGCGAAUACUUUUCUCUAG